Messenger RNA from Colletotrichum navitas, 761 nucleotides. RefSeq lists its product as uncharacterized. NCBI's taxonomy places the organism in Eukaryota, Fungi, Ascomycota, Sordariomycetes, Glomerellales, Glomerellaceae. The record is from RefSeq and is a predicted model, not a curated record. The transcript has a single exon. The coding region runs from base 93 to 527 and encodes 144 amino acids.
ACCCUCCGGCGCAAGACCUCCUGCAUGCCGAGAGUCCUCCUCACCUUCACCGGCUCCCUCCCCAAAGCGGCCGUUUGCUGCGCGAUCACAAGAUGGUCCGGGUGAGCCCGUCGUUGCAUGGGAGCCUAGUGUCAAGUAACGGCUCCGCGAUCCCCGCGGGGGGGGGGGGGCGCACCAGCGAAGGGACUCGCGCUGGUGACGCGCGCCUAGAACUGAACAAACCCCAUCAAGUCCGGGACUCGUGGAAGAGGGGGGGUGCCGGGGGUGCCGGUGCGACCCGGUUCCUGGCAGGAACAAACGUCUACGGCGGAUCAAAGAGGCCGAAAGGGCUUUACUCAAAAAGACGGGCAGAAGUUGGGGGCGGGGGGGGAAACAGAAGAAAAGCAACGAGGGGAGGGGGAAGCAAUCCGACGGGCAUGGAUAGUGCGCAAGUCACACGCACGGGGGAGACAAGGGUUAACACACCAUACACGAGUUUGUCUAGUCCUACGGGGUGGGUGGCAUUUGAUCCCCGCUGUUCAUCUUAAUUUAUAUUGGUUUCUCUCGGGAUCCGGCAAAUGCCAAUUGACACGUGGAAAACAAGACACACGCCCUUCGUCUGCGCUGCGCUGCACUCAGUGACGACAGCUUCAGGCGUUCACGUCCCCGUCCUGGGAUCCGCGCCUGAGAAGACGCGUGUUUCUUACAAACCUAACCUAGUCUCAUCCUGUCGGGAUCUUUGGGGGGAGGGCCAUUCUCAAUCGCAUUCUUUUCCAUCAUCU